This is a messenger RNA of Pyrgilauda ruficollis (rufous-necked snowfinch), 3225 nucleotides long. RefSeq names its product WD repeat domain 72 (gene WDR72). The coding region runs from base 1 to 3225 and encodes 1074 amino acids. Gene Ontology annotation, biological process: protein localization to plasma membrane. Lineage: Eukaryota; Metazoa; Chordata; Aves; Passeriformes; Passeridae. The record is from RefSeq and is a predicted model, not a curated record. Gene Ontology annotation, cellular component: cytoplasm. The transcript has 19 exons. Gene Ontology annotation, molecular function: protein binding.
AUGAAGCCAUCAGUACCAGCUGUGGCUGUGUGGGGGAGAACAGCUCCCUCUCACAGCAUCACUGCUGUGAUGAUCACGGAUGACCAACAGACCAUAGUUACAGGGAGCCAAGAAGGACAAAUAUGUCUCUGGGAUCUUUCAUCAGACUUACAGAUUUCAUCUAAAGAAAUUCUCUUUGGCCAUACUGCUUCUGUAACUUGUUUGGCAAAAGCAAGAGAGUUUGAGAAACAGCCAUACGUAGUAAGUGCUACUGAAAAUGGGGAGAUGUGUGUUUGGAAUGUCACUAGUGGACAGUGCAUUGUGAACGCAAAGCUUCCUUAUAGGCAUACAGCAAUCCAUUAUUACCAUUGCUCAUUCCGAAUGACAGGUGAAGGCUGGCUUCUUUGUUGUGGAGAAUAUCAAGAUGUUCUUAUUAUUGAUGCUAAAACUUUGGAUGUUCUUCACACUUUAUCAUCAUCUCAGUCUUCUGAUUGGAUAAAUUGUAUGUGUAUUGUACACUCUGCAAGAAUUCAAGAAGACUCUUUAGUUGCAGUGUCUGUAGCUGGAGUUCUCAAAGUAUGGGACCUGUCUUCAUCUCUGAAUAGCAUUCAGGAGAAACAAAGUGUGUGUGAGAAGGAAUCAAAAUCUCUGGACUGUGUAAACUGUCAAGCAGUAAGAUUUUGUACUUACACGGAAAGGCUCCUUCUUGUUGUGUCCUCCAUGUGCUGGCAGGUCUAUGAUUAUUGUGAUUUCUCCUUGCUUUGUACUGAGUUCUGUAAGAGUGGUCAGUGCUUUGCUGGUGGGGAAGUGCUGGCAGCUUACAGACUUAUCAUCUGGACAGAAGAUGGCCACAGUUACAUCUACCAGCUGCUAAACAGUGGCCUUUCUAAAAGCACAUACCCUGCUGAUGGGAAGGUGCUGAAGGAAACAGUUUAUCCUCAUUUACUCAGCUUUACUGGCAUGAAGGAAAAUAAGAGUCUUCCUUUUGUCAUGGGCUUCAUGAAUGAAAGAAAGGAGCCUUUCUACAAAGUUCUUUUUUCUGGUGAAGCUUCAGGACGGAUCACUUUGUGGCAUGUUCCUGAUGUUCCUGUGUCAACGUUUGAUGGUUCUCCAAAAGAGAUCCCAAUUACAACCAUGUGGACUCUUCAGGAUAGUUUUGAUAAACAUCAUUCCAUGUCAGAGGGCAUUAUUGAUCAACUUUGUGGAUCUGAAGAUGGAUUUGGAAGCACAGUUGUCAGUUCCUCUGUGUACAUACCUGGUCUUGAUAAGCUUGUAUGUGGAUGCGAAAAUGGGAAAAUUUUUGUAACAUUAGGUUUAGAAACUGCAAGAGCAAGACUUUUAGAAAACAUAUCUUUUCUUAAAGAUAAUCUACCUUAUAAGGUUCUGAAUGGUCACAGUAGCAGAGUCACUUGCUUACUUUAUCCACAUGACAAAUCAGUAAGAUUUGAUCCCAGCUGGCUGUUAUCAGGGGGCCAGGAUUCUGUUGUGAUCUGCUGGGAUAUAUUUACUGGAGGCAUCCUACAGCAGUUUAAUCUGCAGUCUGGUGCAGUGACAGAGCUCUUGCGAUCCCCAGAACACUACAGAUUAAAAGACCAGAGUAUAGUGUGCUGUGUGUGCAGCGACCACUCAGUAGCAAUUCUACACCUCCAGAAGAGACAAUGUCUCUUACAUGCUAGAAAGCAUCUGUUUCCUGUGAAGAAGAUAAAAUUUGACCCUCUUGAGAAUGUGUUAAUUGUUGGAUGUGAAGACAAUUCAGUUUACAUUUGGGAAAUUGAAACAGGCACACUGGAACGACAUGAAACUGGUGACACAGCAAGAGCAAUUCUUACUGCUAUUGAAGAUUCAGAAUACAUAGUGGCAGGUGCUCUACUUCCUGUGUCUCAGGAGUCAAAACAAAACAAGAAUUCUGGAUACAAACACUCCAGCUCAUACAAGCAUGGCAUGGGCCCUUAUCCUGCUCAUGCAGAGAAAUCUUCAGAUAAGUUGACUGAUACCAGCUGCAUCCAACAGCCCUUUACUAUUUUACCGGCUAAGACAAAAUGGAACAGUGCAAACUUUCACAUUCUCUUAUUUGACCUGGAAAAACUUGAGGAACUCCUCUCAUCUCAACUCAAUGGAUUAAAGUCAUCAAAAUCAUUCCACAACCAAUACACUCUAGAAAGAGCUAAAAGUACUUCUGAGAAAAGGGCACUGACAUUAAAAAGAAAUAAAACUGCUGCCUUUGUACCUCAAGUAGAUGGGCAGGAAGAGACUGUUUAUUCAGACCAAGUUCACAGGGAUAAUAAUCCAGCUAGGCCUAUGGAAGAAGGUGGUGGCAUAAAAAGAUGGAAAAAAAUGAAGAGUUCAAGAAAGAUCAGAAUGCAGAAAGAAUCAGGAAACAUCGAUAUGAACAUUGCAACCGAUACAGCUAAACUGCUUUUGUCAUGUCUUCUACCAUGGGGUGUAGAUAAAGAAAUAGACAAUCUCUGUGUAAGACACCUGAACAUCUUGAGGCUUCAGUGUCCUGUUUCUUUUGGACUUGUGUCAGAUGAAAGCCACCUCUCACUGAUGUUGCCAGGAUGGAAAUGCACUGACUGUGGUGGGCUAGGUGAACAUGGAGUUUUCAAUUUGUUUUCAAAAAGAGUCCUUGAUUUAUCAAACAAAUACCUUGUUGCAACUCAAGGACAAUUUGGAAAGAAGGAUGGACCUGAGAAUAAUGAUUAUGGAACAAGGGACUUGGAAACAUUAUUUUUCUUAUUUAGCAGAAUAGCAUUAAUCAACAGGAUAAUUAACACACCUUCAGCAGUUACGGAUGAAAUUGAAAGCCCACAGAAACCAGAAUCUGUACAUGACAAAUGGCGAAAUGUAGAAGACAUAACACUUUCAUGCCCCAAUUUUUAUGCACAAUUACCAAGCAGUAAGAGUAGAUAUCAUUCCCCAGACUUUGGGAGCAUUUCAUUGCUGAAACUCAUUUGUUGUUGGAAUGACCAAUCUGUAAAGAUUGUUGAGGCAAUGCAAGCAGUGCUGCUGGCAGAAGUUCAAAGGACUAUUAAUCCCUUGAGAAAGACAGCAAUUUGCAGAGAGCCAUUGGCCAGAGUAGAGAAUGGAAAUGUCAGUGUGCUGAAGCAUGACAAGAGCUCCAAGUCAGCAAACUUCCAAGAUGUGGAGGAUACGUCUGACAGAUGUGUCUUGGAAGAGUCUGAGAGUCCAGAUGACAUGAAGCAACAUCCCUGGAUAUCUAAGGUGUGCUCCUGUAAGGUGUGUUAG